Messenger RNA from Closterium sp. NIES-65, 681 nucleotides. The record is from the annotation of a GenBank genome assembly. NCBI's taxonomy places the organism in Eukaryota, Viridiplantae, Streptophyta, Zygnematophyceae, Desmidiales, Closteriaceae.
AUGUCUGAUUGCGGCGAUAUUGAGGUGGUAGAAGGUUUUUCUCGCCUCAUGGCUCUCAAGGCAUUUUGCUUCUCAAGGCAUCGUCUUUCCCUGCUAGAGGACCUUGGGCCCCCUGCAAGUUUGGAGGCCCUAAGGUUGCAUGGCUGCGAGAAUGAGUACCUUCCAGAUUCCUUCUACGACAUGUCUUCCUUAACAAGCCUUGAGCUGAAUGCCUUUGACCGAAGAGAUUCCCAUGUGGUGGACAUCUCGCAGCUGUCGCAGCUGAGGGUGCUGAAGCUGAACCGCGUUGGGGUAAAAUGCUCGGCUGCAUUGUGCUGGAAGCAGUCGAGCGAGGAGCAGCUGGACUUAUUUUCCGAAGGAGAAGGUCGAAAACUCCCACUUCUUUUGCCUUUCAUCCCUUGCCUGCUGGGCUUAGCGAGUGAGAAGCUGGAGAUGUUGGAAGAGCUGAAGCAAGUCGUGCUACAGAAGGAGGUGGAGAAGCUAGAGCAGUUGGAGCAGUUGGAGAUGCGUUUACACAACGACAAUCGGGAGCUCCCAUUUUUUUUUGGCUUUCCUCCCUCGCCUGCGCAACUUGCUGAUAGAGGCGCUGGGAAUCCGCAGCCUCCCAGUAAACAUGGCAGCGGCAUUGCCACAGCUGCGGCAGCUGCACCUUCUUUCUUGGACACCGGAGGACCUGCCUGA